This is a messenger RNA of Aspergillus campestris IBT 28561, 770 nucleotides long. Its product is annotated as response regulator. Bases 45 to 533 code for a protein of 162 amino acids. The record is from RefSeq and is a predicted model, not a curated record. The transcript has 3 exons. Gene Ontology annotation, biological process: phosphorelay signal transduction system. Lineage: Eukaryota; Fungi; Ascomycota; Eurotiomycetes; Eurotiales; Aspergillaceae.
CACUACUUCCCCCAACAACACCCGCCCCAAACAACCGUGUUAUAAUGCAUGUCCUUCUUGCGGAGGACAACAAUGUCAACCAACGUAUCUUCACAAAACUUUUUAAUAAAGUCGGCUGCUCAUUUGCGAUCGUGAACAAUGGUCGUGAGGCCCUGGACUACCUCGCCAGUCCGGCUUGCCCACCUCCAGACAUUAUUUUGAUGGAUAUUGCCAUGCCCGUCAUGAGCGGUUUCGAAGCCACAGAGAUCAUCCGAACACGGCUACCAUUUACUAAUAACCCGAAGCUCCAAAUGACUCCCAUAAUCGCUCUCGCCGCUCACAUUUUACGAGGUGACGGGGAAAGACUGAUUCAGAAAGGAUUCACUGAUGCCUUGUCCAAGCCUGUUCGAUGGACACAUCUCACCCAAAUUCUGUCACAGUAUUUUCAAUAUCAGCCUACCCCUGUGGGCCCUGGCUCACCGAUGCUGAAGAUGACGCCUGUUUGGGGUCCUCUUCCAUUGAGGAAAUUUAGGGGGCCUAGGUCUCGUCUUUAAAUUUCAAUGCUAGGUGUCUUCAAGUGAUCCGGGAUUAGCGUUCUGUAAGAUUGGUGGGUUAUGAGACAUUUCGUGUAUGAGCAGACAGUGUUAUUGAUGGUUCACACCUGUAUCAUUUAUCUUCGUUGGAUAUUUCCUUGUAAGAGGAUCUUACAUACAGCAGAGCAUAUGAUGCUAUUUGGCCGUGGUUAGGUGCAUUCGCGCGCGAAGAAUCCUUGGACAUGGGGAAGGCUCCCG